Halichondria panicea is the source of this 2834-nucleotide messenger RNA. RefSeq lists its product as uncharacterized. The record is from RefSeq and is a predicted model, not a curated record. The transcript has 2 exons. The coding region runs from base 65 to 2797 and encodes 910 amino acids. Lineage: Eukaryota; Metazoa; Porifera; Demospongiae; Suberitida; Halichondriidae.
AAGUACAAAAACACUCUAGAGAUACGAGUUUGUAGCUUGAUAUUAUUAUUAUAGAUCUACGAAAAUGAGUCACCGUACAACAAACAAGAAAGCCAAGAAGCUAAGGAAAAAGUCUCUUGAAUUGCAGGCCUUUGUUAAGCAUUCCAGUGAGCUUCAUGAAGUUCUCAAUGAUGGUGUGUUAACAAGAUUGGCUUGGGAUCUCUUCCAAGCAGAGAUAUUCUCUCAAGCAACAUGUACCAACAUAACACACGUCAUGCUCAGUGAGAGUGAUAAGGCUACAAAGCUCGUUGGUGCUAUAAUACAGUCUAUCAAGUCUGAUAACUCAAAUCUACAGACCAUCCUCGAUUGUUGCGGCAAGUACAUUGAAUUGAUACCAGUCGUUGAUCGAAUGAGAGAAGAAUACGACAAUCUCAAGGAUGUUUUGCCAGGAUUUAAGGAUGAAGUUAUUGCAAGCUCAACUGAACGACAGUACAGAUCUUGUCUUGGACUACGAACUAAGAAGUGCUAUGUGAUGUGUAUCGCCGUACUAUCAAUUGUAAUCGGAUUCGGAUAUGUAAUAUACCCUCAAAGUACUACUAUUUUUGAGGGAUUUGGUCCGCAGCAACAACAAUUCUUAGAAAAUGAGUUUGAAAGAUGUGAUGAUCAAGUACAACAGCAAAUUGUACAGCAAAUUAGUUAUAUUAGACUAGAUGCACCUCUAUUAAAUAUCAGUUUACCAUUGCCUUCCCGUCCUGAGCCCUUUGUUGGUAGAAAAGAAUUAAUAUAUACAGUUAUGCAAAAUCUCUUUAAUACUCACACAUCAAUAGUUGGAUUGUUUGGUCCUCCUGCUUUCGGAAAAAGUUCAUUGGCUAUUCAUAUUGGUCAUGAAAUCAUGAGUACAAAGGGAAUUGGUGUAAGUUAUGUUGAUCUAAGCGAAUUCAAACUAUCCUUUGAGCAAAAACCUCACCUGAAAAGACUUGUCAGAGGAGUACAGACAUACAACUGUUACAGCGGCGAUUUUGAGAAACAUUUACUAGGCAGGUCUGUCAACGGUGACUACCUCUUAAACUGGGCAGCUUCAAUUGCAGAACAUUCUAUUUUGAUUUUUGAUAACUGCGAUCUAGUCCUUAAUGAAUGGCAUGAUGAAUUCCAAGAGUUCAUACUAGAUUUGAGAAAGUCAUCUAAAGAUAAUUUGAAGGUCAUAAUUACAAGCCAGCUAAAAAUUUCUUUUGCAGACUACUUUAGUGAUAUUGAAGUGUUAGAGUUAAGUGAAAAGGAUUCAAAAUCCUUAAUCAGUGUUCUUCAACCAAACUUGAGUCAUCACUUACAGAAUGAAAUAGUUGAACUCGUAGGAAACUGUCCAUUGGCAAUUAAGGUGGCGGUUAUGCUGCUCAAAACAAUUAGCCCGACAAUGUUAAUCCGAGAUCUAAAGGCAAAAAAUGUUGAUGCGAUAUCUUCUCCACAAUUUCCAAGGCGUGAGAGGUUCAAUGUUGUAAUGGACACUGCUUGUCAAUAUCUCAGCAACAACUCCAAAAGAGCUGCAUAUGUUUUUUCUUUGUUUCCUGGUUCAUUUGAUGAAGAUAUUCUUUUGUUUCCGUUUUUCAUUGAAUUCCAAGAAGAAAUCAAAAAUCUUUUUGAGCGCUCUCUAUUUGAAAGGUACGCUCACAUUUUUGGAGAAAGAUACAAGUUGCAUAAGCUAAUAAAAAUAUAUUUUAGGGAGAAGAUUUUGAUAGAUUCAAAAAAUGUAUUGAAAUCUGACUUCAAAACAACAUUCGUAGAGUAUUAUACAAAGAAACUUUAUAAUUAUCUCACUUCUAUAAAGUCGAUUAAAGAACCAGCUCAAAAAGACCAACAACUUAUCACUAGCGAACAGCAUAACAUACGACAGCUAGCUAGAAUUUUGUUAAGUACAAAAGAUCACAACUUUUCUUCAGAAGAAAUAAUAGUUCUUCUAUUUUAUUCUCAACAAGGAGGCUUAGAAAGCAACCAUUCAAGUAUUAUUCUAGAUGUCACCUUGACAUUUUUAGAAGAAAACAACACAUUGCUGAACAAAGCGUGCUCUCAGACUUACACGAGUGUAUGCAAAGUAUUGAUAUCCAACCUAUUGCUCUCCAUUACCGAAACUGGCUAUACACACCUCCCUUGUACAAUUUGUGACACAGUUAGUGGCCCAGACAAGCUCAUAAACUUUAUCACUGAUGACUUGCUACAGUUAAUUGACAAUUCUUAUGUUUUCUGCUCACAAAACAAUUUUGCACAUAACAUUGUCAAGAUUUUGAAGUAUUUGCUUUUUUCAUUGGAGUGUUGGUUUUCAUUAAAGUAUUCUGCAGUUGUCUUUCGCAUUCAAAUGGGAAAGACUGGCACAUUUCAAUCUUUAUUACACUUUCUAUUUUUUUUUUUAGUGAUUCAAACAAUUGAAUCUUACGUUAUGCUUUGUUUCACGAUUUUUAUACUUGUGAUUUUGUAUGCUUUGAGAGGUUAUAUCUGGAACAAGUGUGUCACUACUCAUCUUUUCUUUUUGUGCAUUCUUUAUCUUAAUUUUUAUGUUUUGGGUGUUUUAGCUAACGCUCUUGGAUAUUUUUCACUAGAAGGAAAUGGAUCAAUGAGAUACCAACAGUGGUGUCUAUUAUGCAUACAUUUAACAUGUAAAAACUCGUUUUGGAUUGCAAAUUUUCUUAACAAUCUUAUAUGCUCAUUAAUUUUUCCUGGUAUUCCUCUAUACUUUAUAGCUAGAUACUUUGUUGGCAGCAUCAUUAGCUUAUUUAUGAGUGAUUUUCAUCAAUUUGUAUACACAAGUAAAAGAAGUUUCCACAAUUAGCUUUUUGUAUUCACACAAUCCCCAUUAUGUUUAAUAA